CAUGUGUGUGUAGUGGAGACCACUGUAACAGCAUCAACACACACCACCCUCACCUCCACUCCCGAGAUGCCGUCGCCAGGCGUGUUUCCCCGGACAGAGCGGAAUUAAGGACACAUUUUCGGCCUGCUGGACCGCGGACACCUGAGACGCUCACGCAGGAGAAGAGGAAGAUGCCAGUGACGGUGUGGUCGAUUUCCAGUGUUACAAAAGGUUUAGAGUGAGAUUUGACUGUGGAUUUGACUGGUGAAUCAGCAUUUGCGCAGGAUGGCUGCAACUACGCCCACAUCAGCCCCGCCUCCCAAAAAGAGCAGAGGAAAACAGGAAAUAGAAACUCUACAGGCAGCCAAUGAAGAACUGAGGAGCCGAUUGAGUGACUUGCAAAAUGAACUGCAACAGGAAAGAGGCAAGGUGGGCAAAUUACGGGAACGUUUGCAAGAGUUACGGGCCCAACGAGAGACUGAGCAGCACAAGCACUCGGUCGCUCUCACUGAACUCCGCGUCAAGCUCCAUGAGGAGAAGCAGCGAGAGGUGGCAGCCACACGAGAGAGCCUGUCUCGGCAACACGAGACCGAGCUGGCCCGGGCGGCAAGACUCCGCGAGACAGAACUGUCCCGGCUUCAGGCGCUGGUGUGUAUUUUACGGGACGGAGCCAGCAGCGAGCUACGCAAUGCCCUGAAGGAGGAGGCACGAGAGGAGGCCCGCAGGAGCUACGAGGCAGAGAAACUCAGGCUCACGCAGGAGCUGCAGGAGGCGAAGACGUUGCGGCGGCAGGCAGAGGAGGCGCUGUCCAAUGCUGUGCAGGCCGACAGAGCCAAAGCUGCCGAUCUCAGGGUGGCCCAUCAAGCUCAUCAGGAAGAGAUUCAUAGAAUCAAACGCGAGAGCGAGAGAGAAAUCCGGAGACUGAUGGACGAGUUGAAGAGCAGAGAUCGUGUGGUGCAGUCACUGGAAAAAGAGCUGGGUGUGCAGGCGGGACAGACACAGCGUCUACUGCUGCAGAAGGAGGAAUCAGAGCGGCAUUAUGGGAGUCCGAAGAGAGAGGUGGCGCCAUUCCUCGGGGAAAACACAGACUCCGUCAAUAACCAGGACGCGGAUGAGAGGGAUGUACGGAGGUUUCAGCUGAAGAUCGCUGAGCUGCAGGCAGUCAUCAGGAAACUAGAGGACAGAAACACCCUGCUGUCAGAUGAGAGAAAUGAACUGCUGAAACGAGUGCGAGAAACAGAUGCAGAGAUAAAGCCUCUUAUGGAGAAGAAUAAACGGCUGAAUAAAAAGAAUGAAGAGCUGCAGCAGACUCUACAGCGCAUGGAGGACAAACUGAAGACACUCAGUAGAGAGAACGCAGAACAGCAGGAGAAGAGGAAGAUGCCAGUGACGGUGUGGUCGAUUUCCAGUGUUACAAAAGGUUUAGAGUGA
This is a messenger RNA of Sinocyclocheilus grahami, 1410 nucleotides long. Its product is annotated as janus kinase and microtubule-interacting protein 1-like. Bases 265 to 1410 code for a protein of 381 amino acids. Lineage: Eukaryota; Metazoa; Chordata; Actinopteri; Cypriniformes; Cyprinidae. The transcript is spliced from 7 exons. Gene Ontology annotation, molecular function: microtubule binding; kinase binding; GABA receptor binding. The record is from RefSeq and is a predicted model, not a curated record.